CUCUCGUUACACUGUGACACUAUAAGCUCGAGAACGAGGCUGUUACAGCUCGAAAAAGCAGGAAGGCAGACAUAAUAUUGACACCAAAACGUUGAAUGUUAUCCGCUGAAUUAUGGAAUUGCUGGCCAUGUACAGCGAUGGAGAUCGAUCCGAUUCAACCGAACAAAACAGUGAUGUUGGUGAAAAGGAUGUUAGCCCACCUCGGGUGCAACCAUCAUUCACUCCUGACUUGCAGGCUGAAUGGGAAUCAUUUGAGAAGCUCAUUUCAGCUGGACACGAGGGUGUAAAACCAGUUCAUCAACAGUAUGUGCUACUCGAUGGUCAGGACGUGACCGGUGUGUCCGAAGCAAAAGAGGCGGCGACCACUUUGAACCGAUGUGUUGACAGUGCUGCUGUUAAAGGCGAUGGUGCUAUUGGAACCAGUGAGAAGCCAGCAGAUUAUGUAGCACUCAGGAUAAGGGUAGGCUCUACCUCUGGUACCCAGUCUCCAUGGAGUGCAAGCAGUAAUCCAGAAUCUGAUAGUCUAACAGAGGUGAAAAAACAGCCUGAGGAGGAAAUAAAAGUAUCAUCGAGGACCCCUAGUAAAUCACCGGAGGCACACUCUCGCAGCAUGUCCCCGGCAGACGACAAAGGGGCCGAGAAAGCCAUUCGCCGCUGCCGCUCUCGGAGUAGUACCCCGGGCCACAGCUCUCGCAGUCGCUCAGGAAGUGAUUCUGCACAGUCGAGAAGUUCGUCACGUGAACGAAGUCGCACUCGAAAGUCACGAUCUCAAUCCAGAAGUCGGUCCAGAUCAAAGUCAAGAUCACCUUACCGGUCAGCUCGCUCUUCCCGCCAUCGACGUAGGAAGCAUAGCUAUAGGUCAAAGUCACGAUCGCACUCUAGGAGUCGGCGCUACCGCAGGUCCCGCCCAAGAGAUGACUGGAAUCGCUGUGCCCAAGUAUUACAACCCAACUGCUGUAAAUCCAUUGAAAUACGCUGA
Messenger RNA from Octopus bimaculoides (California two-spot octopus), 979 nucleotides. RefSeq lists its product as uncharacterized. The record is from RefSeq and is a predicted model, not a curated record. Lineage: Eukaryota; Metazoa; Mollusca; Cephalopoda; Octopoda; Octopodidae.